AUGGGCGACAACCCACGGCCUUCAUUAGCUAUCAUGACAGAGCCGUCUGGAAUGAUUCCCCCCGAUGAGUCUUCGUUGACUUCCGUCACCUCAUCCAUACUUCAUGGCGUCGUGGGCGAAGGCCAGCGAGUCUACGCCGCAUAUGGGAAAGAAGAGUACGGGCUCCCUAUGGACGAUCAGGAACUUGAUCGCAUGGACUUGUGUCACACCAAAUACUACUCCCUUCUUAAGCAGAGACGCUUCCUAUCACCAAUCAGCGAAAACCCACAGAGGAUUCUGGACCUGGGAUGCGGCACAGGUAGCUUGACCCCAAGCCAAAGUGCACCAUCGGUACCGCCCAACUGUCAGUUCGAGCUUGACGACAUCGAACAGACCUGGACAUGGAAGGCAGACAGCGCCGACUUCAUCUUCUCUCGUGACCUGAUCCUGUCGAUACGGAACUUUCCCAAAUUGAUUGACCAAGCAUACAGACAUUUAAAGCCUGGCGGUUGGAUCGAGUUCCAAUGUCAUACCGGGCUACUACAGUGUGACGAUGGCACGCUGCCUGACGACAGCACAUUUCGACAUUGGGCGAAUCUCACAAAGACGGCAUGCGAAAGAUACGGCACUCCAGUAGAUGACCCGACCCGGUUCAAGGCGUGGUUUGAGCAACGAGGAUUCGAGUGCGUUACGGAGGAGGUGUACAAGAUGCCCUGCACCCCCUGGGCUAAGGAUAAGCGCCUGAAACUUAUUGGGGCCUGGGAGCAGCACAAUCUGAUGAACCACCUGGAGGGCUUGACGAUGCGUCUCUUUCAAAAGAGCCUGGGCUGGUCAGAAGAGGAGAUUCUGGUCAUCUCGGCUUUGCUACGCAAGGAACUACGCGAUCUGGGUGUCCACGCCUACUGGCCUUACUACGUUGUCUAUGGCCGUAAGCCCAUGAGGCCAUGA
This is a messenger RNA of Trichoderma citrinoviride, 927 nucleotides long. Its product is annotated as S-adenosyl-L-methionine-dependent methyltransferase. NCBI's taxonomy places the organism in Eukaryota, Fungi, Ascomycota, Sordariomycetes, Hypocreales, Hypocreaceae. The transcript is spliced from 6 exons. The coding region runs from base 1 to 927 and encodes 308 amino acids. Gene Ontology annotation, molecular function: methyltransferase activity. The record is from RefSeq and is a predicted model, not a curated record.